Messenger RNA from Danaus chrysippus (African queen), 813 nucleotides. NCBI's taxonomy places the organism in Eukaryota, Metazoa, Arthropoda, Insecta, Lepidoptera, Nymphalidae. The record is from the annotation of a GenBank genome assembly.
AUGGCUAAAAGUUCCUUUGAAUAUGUUAAAACUUUCGAAUUAGAUGAUACUUUGCUACCUAAUUCGUGGAUUGUGGUGCGACUGGACGGAAAGUGUUUUCACAAGUUUGCAGACGACCACAAUUUUAAAAAACCUAAUGACAUACGAGCUCUUAGAUUAAUGAAUUAUAGCGCUUAUUCUGUGUUAAAAGAAUUCAAUGAGCUGUUGUUGGCUUAUGGUCAGAGUGAUGAGUAUUCAUUUAUAUUCAAGAAAGAUUGUAACCUCUAUAAAAGACGUGCUGCUAAAUUAUUGACUAUUGUGAAUAGUAAAUUUACAUCAUCUUAUGUGUUUUAUUGGAGAAAGUUUUUUGGUGAUGAAGAAUUGAAGUAUCCACCAACAUUUGAUGGACGUUUAGUAUUGUAUCCAUCUCAGGAAAAUUUAAUAGAUUAUUUGAAAUGGAGACAAGCUGAUGUACAUAUAAAUAAUCUUUAUAACACAACUUUUUGGGCUCUUGUAUUAAAAGGAAAUCUAACCCCAUCUCAGGCUGAAAAAAGGCUGUCUGGUACACUAUCAGCAGAUAAAAACGAAAUUUUAUUUAAGGAAUUUGGGGAGAAUUAUAAUAAUGAACCAGAAAUAUUUAAAAGAGGUACAUUGCUAACUAGGAAAUGCAUAAUAGAUGAAGAAUCAAAGAAAUCUGUUAAGAUUAUUGCUGAUGUGCAUGAUGAUAUGUUAAAAAAUAACUUCUGGAAAGAUUUCAGUGUACACUUAAUGAAGCCUAAACACCUUCUUCCUCACGAAGGAUCACUUACAGAUAUGAUUAGAGAACAAAUAUAA